This is a messenger RNA of Neltuma alba, 1264 nucleotides long. RefSeq names its product transcription factor MYB8. Bases 133 to 882 code for a protein of 249 amino acids. The transcript is spliced from 3 exons. Lineage: Eukaryota; Viridiplantae; Streptophyta; Magnoliopsida; Fabales; Fabaceae. The record is from RefSeq and is a predicted model, not a curated record.
UCCCCCCCCCCCCGGCUCUCUCUUUCUCUUGUUCCCAUAGUUGUUCUCGCUAACUAGGGUUUGAUUUGGCCUUUUGAAGAAAGCACUAGUUGCAGAGAGAGGAAAGAGGAGGAGACCAGAAGGAUUAGGAACAUGAGGAAGCCUUGCUGUGAUAAGCAAGACAUGAACAAAGGAGCUUGGUCUAAACAAGAAGACCAGAAGCUUAUUGAUUACAUCAAGAAACAUGGCGAGGGUUGCUGGCGCACUCUUCCUCAAGCUGCAGGCUUACUUCGCUGCGGCAAAAGUUGCAGGCUGAGGUGGAUAAAUUAUCUAAGGCCAGACCUUAAAAGAGGCAACUUUGCUGAAGAUGAGGAAGAUCUCAUCAUCAAGCUUCAUGCCCUGCUUGGCAACCGUUGGUCUCUGAUAGCUGGAAGAUUACCCGGAAGGACAGACAAUGAAGUGAAAAAUUACUGGAACUCUCACCUGAGAAGGAAGCUCAUCAACAUGGGAAUCGACCCAAAUAAUCACAGACUGAGUCACAAAUUUCCUUCUCUUCAAAAUCAAACAACGUCUGGUAGCUCAGAAUCAUCAGGCUUGAAAUUACCCAAAGAUGCCAAGAAGAAGAAGAAGAACAACAUUAAGCCAACAAAUAAGCCUAAAACUGGUGGUAGUGGUGGCGACAUUAAUAAUUAUGAACAAGUUUCAGAUGCUGCAAGUGGCUUGGAAGAUGAGUCCUCUAGCUUGCCUGAUCUAAACCUUGAUCUCACAAUCAACAUUCCUUCAACCAUACCCGCUAGUUCUGCUUAUGAAGACGACCAAAAGCCGAUUCAUCAUCAUGAAUCGAAGUCACCAAGGCCUACGCAAUUAGCAUCCUGCUCUCCAACCCUACUUCUGUUUCAGUGAUCAAUAAAUUUAUCAUCACCAAGUACAGAAACUUCGCUAAUCCGAUGGAAUUCGGGUAGAUCCGGUAUAGGUUUUACGUGUUUGCUAUCGGGUUUCUCUAAUCAAAGUAUAACAAGUGGGGUAGGCUUUUAUAACAUUGCAGGAGAAACUGAUGAUAAUGAAUUCUUCUUGUCCUGUAAGAAGUUGGAAGUUCUUCAUAUGGACUGGUAAUAAGAGGCAGAAUUGCUGCUUAUGGAGUGCUGGAUAUGCUUGGAAAUUUUAGUUCUGAGUAAAACCUGAGAUUGUUUCCACCGAAUCUUAAACAUACUUGUACUUAUAAUUAUUUACUGUUAUUCAUGUAAAAGUGAUUACCAUAAUGAAUAACUCAAUUUUUUGUUUCCUA